AGCACUGGCAUCAAGUUAAUCGGCAUCUGAAAUAGAAAAAAUAGGAUAGCACUUUGGCCUCAAGUCUCUUCCAGAACUGGAAUUAUUAGUCUGGGAAACUCCUGAAGUAGCCCCAUAGGGACAAAUUACGACUUGCUCAAGAAAGCAAAGCUGUUGCAUUCCUGGACAUGUCCUGACUUAUAUCAGGGACUUCAUCUGGACUGCACUACAUGCAAUGAAGUUUCAAAUAGUUUUUCAUCGGUCUUCUGGUGCAAGUUCACUUGCUCGUCUGUUCCGAGUAUUUUCUGCUUUUAACUCCAAUGUAUGUUCUCACUUGGCAAGAAUGUUUACACGAUGGCAGCAUCUGGUGGAAAGGCUUUGGGGUAUCAGGAGAAGAUACAGAAAAUCUCCUGGGCAGAACAACAGAUCAUUGCUUUUCAAGAUGGAGAACUCCGAGAACAUUAGCAUGAUCUCCCAAGGCAUAAGACGUCGUGUCGUGUCAAAAAAUGGCCAUAACAAUGUGAAGAUUGACCAAGUGGAUGGCUGGGCUUUCCUCUACCUACAGGACCUCUGGACCACUGUCAUUGACAUGAAAUGGCGCUAUAAACUAACUCUCUUCACUGCAACAUUUGUGAUGACCUGGUUUCUUUUUGGGAUUCUCUGGUAUGCCAUUGCAUUCGUUCAUGGAGAUUUAGAGUUACUUCAUCCGCCAGCUAACCACACACCAUGCGUUGUGAAUAUUGAGACCUUAACAGGAGCGUUCCUAUUUUCUCUUGAGUCCCAGACAACCAUCGGCUAUGGCUUCCGGUGUAUUACAGAGGAGUGCCCCUUUGCUAUUAUCCUGCUAAUCACUCAACUGGUCAUCACCACACUGGCAGAGAUCUUUGUUACGGGCACUUUUCUGGCUAAGAUUGCAAGACCAAAAAAGCGCUCUGAGACCAUCAGGUUUAGCUAUCAUGCUGCCGUUGCCAUACGGGACAACAAACUCUGUCUCAUGCUUCGUGUGGCAAACAUGAGGAAGAGUCUUCUGCUCCAGUAGCUUUCUGGGAAAUUCCUGCAUAACCACAUCACAGAGGAAGGAGAGACCAUCAAACUCAGGCAGGAACAUGUGAAUUUUCAGGUGGACACUGGCUCCGUAAGUCCGUUCCUCAUCUUUCCUUUGACUUUUUAUCACAUAAUUGAUGAGAAAAGCCCUCUGAACAGGUAUACAUCAGCUAAUCUGAGGAAUAAGGACUUUGAGUUGGUUGUCAUUUUAAAUGCCACCGUAGAGUCAACAGGUGCUGCCUGCCAGAUCAGAACCUCUUAUGUUGCAGAGGAAAUACUCUGGGGCUAUGAAUUUUAUGCCUCUUGUCACUGUCCCCUGGUGGGAAAAUACUUGGUGGACUUCAGUUUCUUCGAUAAGCUCAGGAAGAGCUCAAAUCCUUACUUUGCCUCCAACGUACUUGGAUAUGGGGACAUUGAUAAGCUAAAGCUUGAAGAACAAUAUCGAGAGGAUGAACAGAAACAACUUGAUCAGUCGGAUCCAAACUGUUCAUAGCAAUGUCUAACAAUGUCUUGAGACCCAAGGUGACAUAGAUAAUUCCAGUGCUUUUGAAUGUUUUAUAAUCAAUGCACAUCUGUUUGGUACAUAAUAGGCAUUCAGUAAGGCCACACAUUAAAAAAAGCCUUUAGUUAAGCCAAUAAGCCAAUAUCAGAAGGUUCCCAAUGGUUUUAUGUAACAAAAUCAACAUUAGUAAAAACAUUAAGGGGAAAAAAUGCUAGUGUUUUCAUUUGAUUGUUUGCUUUGUUAAAAUUUAAUGAUGUAACUUCUCAAGCAGCACCUUUUAGAUGCUACAAUGGUUAUUGCUCCUCAGAACUUGUCUCUUAUUCCUUCUGAUCUUUAUGUAAGCCAUGGUACCUACUGUUUUCCUAAUUGUUGCAUCCUUUGUUGAAAUCGAGACUUUCAGCUUGUUCCUCGCUGCUCAAAGCUGCAAUCAUCUCCCUUCCUCACUCUUGGCCUGGCUAUACAAUCCACCUUUUAAACCCGCAGUCAGAAGUACUUAACCAGGUGCUGCCCAAUAGGAAUCACAGACUGAUCAUAGAAUUAUAGAAUCGUACAUCAGAGCAACAGGCCCUUCGGCCCAUUAUGUCCAUGGUUACCAUCAAGUAUCUAUCUAAACUAAACCUAUUUACUGUCACUUGGUCCAUAUCUUCUAUGCCUUUAUAGGCAUGGCUAAGGUUUUAUUGGCCUCUACUCCAUCAAUUUUCAUAAAAUAAUUUAAUAUAUUAGUACAGGUAAUGUACAUCACGGAAAAAAAACAUUUAGUGCAAAACAUUGCUGUCUUCCUGUCUUACCAAAGUUUGGUAUAGGGCAUGGACUUAUCAGACACAGAGGUCUCUUUCUGCUGCUUCUACCUCUUCGCCCAACAAGGUUAACAGCAGAAUAAAAUGAUGACUUGCACAAAUAAGACUUACAAAAUCUGUCCAGACCCAUACGGACUCUCAAUCCAGACACUGCCUCACCCAACUCUCUCUCUGGAUCAGCCUCCUGCUUUCCUACCACACCCAUCUUUUUGAAAUCUUCCUUUCAAACUCUAGACUUGUCCAAGCCCACAAUCUGGUCUCCUACCACACCUCCCCCUGUACUCCCUCCAGACCAGCUAUACUAUCCAUUCAUACCCUGGUUGCUUUUUACUAUGAACUUUAAAGUCUGUUUACUUUGGGACAGGGUUUUGUUUUUUAUUGGUGCCAAGUAAUUUAUUCCCGUUAGUUAAGCUAACAACCAUUACAUCUAUCCUCUCCAUACUAUGUCUCUGGUGCUGAAGCCCAUCAUUUUCACUUACGCCAGUACAAUUUUUGCAGAGUGCCAGGUAAUUUGUGCAAAUUGUUGCAACUCCAGUUUUAGAGUCAUAGAGUAGUGCAGCAUGGAUGCAGGCCCUUUGGCCCAACUCAUCCAUGCUGACCAUCAUGCUCACCAAGCUAGUCCCAUUUGCCCAUAUUUGGCCCAUAUCCCUCUAAACCCCUCCUAUCAAUGUACUUCUCCAAAUGUCUUUUAAAUGUUGUAUUGUACCUGCCUCAAACACUGUCUCUGGCAGCUCAUUCUAUAUACACACCACCCUCUGUGUGAAGAGGUUGCCCCUCAGGUCCCACUUAAAAUUUUCCCCUCUCAUCUUAAACCUAUGCACUCUAGCAUUUAGUUCGCCUGCCCUGGGAAAAAAGACUAUCUGCGUUCACCCUAUCUAUACCCCUCAGGAUUUCAUACACCUCUAUAAGGUCACCCCUUAAUCUCCUACAUUCCAAGGAAUAAAGUCGUUGUAAAUCUUCUCUGUACUCUUUCCAGUUCAGUGACAUCUUUCCUACAACAGAACAACCAAAACUGUAGACAAUACUCCAGGUGCGGCCUCACCAACGUCUUGUACAACUGCAACCUUACAUCCCAAUUCCUAUACUCUGGUAAAGGCCAGCGUGCCAAAUGCCUUCUUCAUCACCCAGUCUACCUGUGACGCCUAGGGAUCUAGGAGUACCCAUGUACUUGUACUCCUAGAUCCCUCUGUUCCACUUUCUAGGAUCUGAGAUCUGGGAUUCCUAUGCUCUUCUCUUUGUCUCACAGUCAGAAGGGCCCGGGAGGCAAUAGAAUGUAGCUGGUACACUGUGAUGGGAGCAAUACACAAAAAGUGCUGGAGGAACUCAUCAGGUUAGGCAGCAUCCACGG
Pristis pectinata (smalltooth sawfish) is the source of this 3670-nucleotide messenger RNA. It is a transcript of the gene kcnj15, whose product is annotated as potassium inwardly rectifying channel subfamily J member 15. Gene Ontology annotation, cellular component: plasma membrane. The record is from RefSeq and is a predicted model, not a curated record. NCBI's taxonomy places the organism in Eukaryota, Metazoa, Chordata, Chondrichthyes, Rhinopristiformes, Pristidae. Gene Ontology annotation, molecular function: inward rectifier potassium channel activity. Gene Ontology annotation, biological process: regulation of monoatomic ion transmembrane transport; potassium ion import across plasma membrane.